GAGUCGUGAGUCGCCCGUCGUGCAGUUAGGACACCGCUGCGCUGCGCCGCUCAGCCACGCAUACAGGACGUGACCAGGCAGUGUAGAAUGACGAAGGAGGAAGGGUGACCUGCAUAAAAAGUGUUUUGGUAUAACACUCCCUUUACAGCUGAUUUACGCACUGCAAAGAGCAUACCACAAAGAAACAAGAACUGUUGAACGGAUGCAGCAAGGAAGCUCUUAUUAAAACACAGGAUGUCAGGGUGUGUCCCCGUCUGCACGUCAAGAGAAGUUCGGAGCCUAUUUUUGGUAACUAUCCUCCUCUUGACAGUAUUCCUCUGGCUUCACUUUAUUCUCAUUCGUAAGCCACCUAUAAAUAAUGUCUCGCAUACACUCAACCUUAGUACCGUUGAGAAAACGAUUCAAGCGCGGCAAAUACACUUUCCUCAGAGACGAUCACCUUAUCUCACAAGCGGGGUGAGCCAAAAUCAUCUAGCACAAGAUCCUAAGAAACCACUGCUUGUUCUUCACUGGACAGAGCAGCCUGGCUUCUACUUCCAUGUGAACAACUCGUCAUUUUCCGGCUGCCCGGUCAGCAGCUGUUCAGCCACCUCAGAUCGUAAGCUACUGUCGAUUGCUGACGCAGUUGUCAUCCAUGGACACAGAAUAAAUAUGAGCAAUCUACCUAGCCGGAAACGGCCACACAAGCCCUAUGUGCUAGUCUGGCGCGAGGCUCCGCCGCAGACUCCGUCGCGCCUCCCGCUCCGGAAACUGGACGGCUACUUUGACCUGAUGAUGGCGUACACGAGGGACGCGGACGUGCUGUUUCCAUAUGGACUGACGGGUGAAGGCAAGCAGACGGAAAAGGUUCCGCCUUUCAACGCCAGUCGCGGGGUGCGGCCAGUGGCCUGGAUGGUGUCCCACUGUAAAACCGUGUGUAAAAGGGAGCAGUACGUCGCCCAGCUACGCCACCACAUCGCAGUGGACACAUUCGGCAAGUGCGGGGAGCGGCGGUGUCCCGAGCACAUAACCGACUGCUACCGGCACCUGGCCGAGACGCACCUCUUCUACCUGUCCUUCGAGAACUCCCUCUGCGACGACUACAUCACAGAGAAGUUCUGGCUGGCGCUGCAGGCCGGCAUGGUGCCAGUGGUACGCGGUCCGUCGCCGCAGUCCUACCACCGCGUGGCACCGCCCAACUCCUUCAUCCACGUGGAGGAGUUCGCCGGGCCCAAGGCUCUGGCCGCCCAUCUGCUGGCGCUGUCUCGUAACCAGACGGCAUAUGAGGAGUAUCAUGCAUGGCGUAGCUCGCACAAGUUGCAGUAUCCCCGCCCCAUGUGUAAUCUGUGCCACCGGCUGCAUUACGGUGAUCGGCAGAAGCAACUGCACUUGUCGAAACUUUGGUCCGUGGCGGACCUGUGUCACGAACCUCGCGACCUUGACGAGGAAAGUUCAUCUUGACUCAGGCUAAAUAUGUGGGGACACUUGAAUGACAUUACUGAAAUAUGUACAGUUUGGUGCAUAAGAAUGGAGAUAGCGUGCGUUAAAGGGCCAUAGUCAUUAAAUGCCUAUGAAGAGAUGGGGGGGGGGGGGUAUCCUAUCAUCAUGACUAGAUCAGUAGGUAUAUACUUGAGGGGAUCAAAUGCUACGCAUAUGGUUCACUUCAAACUCAAUUUUAGAUAUUAUGCCCGGCCUUAGGUUAGUGACGCGGAGAGACCAAGCGGUUGUCUCUUCAGUCACGUCUUCAUCCGCUGUUGAUCGAUGACAUUGAUUCACGUGUUGCGCUAUCCGUCAUGCGUUAGUACGUUGCAAUUACAAUCGAACGAAGUAGUUGUCAUGGAGCAGGACAUCGGUCUGAAAGCGACUGCCUUCAUCGCCUAGCAGGUUCCUCCUGAUUCCUAAGUAUUACAAAUAGAGAGAUGAAAGAUGAUGUACGUACCUGACCUUUGAUUGAAGCAUGAUAAAAAAAACAGCAAUGCAGUGUCAUUCCUCAGGGGCGAGGCCAAACUGUUCUGUUUGAGAAGAUUUCAACAGGAUGGUUACAACCAAGGAGAAGGCAAUGAAACUUCGCGCUCCGGCGCUCGGGAUAUCUAAAAUCUGUGUCUAAAAUAUUCGUCAGAGGAGGAGGGAGAGGGGGGGGGGCGUAAAAGGCCCCCGCGCAGAUUCAUCCAAAGGGACGCGUCGGGUCUUUGUUAUUC
Amphibalanus amphitrite is the source of this 2177-nucleotide messenger RNA. RefSeq names its product alpha-(1,3)-fucosyltransferase C-like. The transcript is spliced from 4 exons. Gene Ontology annotation, cellular component: membrane. The record is from RefSeq and is a predicted model, not a curated record. Gene Ontology annotation, molecular function: alpha-(1->3)-fucosyltransferase activity. NCBI's taxonomy places the organism in Eukaryota, Metazoa, Arthropoda, Thecostraca, Balanomorpha, Balanidae. The coding region runs from base 235 to 1440 and encodes 401 amino acids.